AAUGUGAAGUAGGUACCUGCCUCAUCUCCAUCACUUCAAUCCCAUCCUUUUCGAUGUUAACUACUUCCACCAAGUCAGUUUUUUUUAUCUUGGGGAACUAGUUCUAAAUGAAAAUAGAAAUAUUUUUUUAUCCAGGCAGUCGUGGUGAGUCUUCAACGAUGUACUGUCCUAAGCUUGCUUCGUGAAACUGUCUUUAUCCAAUGAAGAGUUGCGUGCAUGUUGAAAAUGAAGAAAUACUGGUUUUGUAUGUUUACAUGUGUAUUGGUUACUGUAAUUAAUUCUCAAGAUCAAGAAUACACAAAAUUGGUAAAUUUGGACCAGCAUUGUUUUAGAUGUUUGUGCCGUGCUGCAACGAAUUGCAAUAUGACUUUUGGUUGUGUGCAAGGGUAUUGUGGUCCAUAUAAAAUUAGCAGAAUUUACUGGAUAGAUGCUGGAAGAGUUACUCUACCAGAUGACGAUGUAGAAAGAGCUGGAGCCUAUGAAGAUUGUGCUCUAUCGUUCCACUGUGCGCAACGUAUCGUCUUGAAAUAUUUCUUAAAAUAUGGAAGGGAUUGUAAUGAUGAUGGUGUCACAGACUGCAAUGAUUACUCUAUGAUCAAUUUCAAUGGUGGUCAUGGAUGCAGAGGAGAUUUGAAUAGAAGUGAACCAGGACGAGCCUGGCUCAAGAGAUAUCAUGCUUGUAAUCCUUAUCCUGCAGGACUCUGAUUUUGACAAUUUGCUUUUUAUCUUAGAAAAAUUUGGUAUACCUAUAGCUUUUUCAAUCGAUUCACUCAAAAAGUAUAUUACUUUGAUAAACGAAAAAGUGCUCAGUGACAGCUAUUAAAAUGAUUUUCUAUUCAA
This is a messenger RNA of Harmonia axyridis, 840 nucleotides long. Its product is annotated as invertebrate-type lysozyme 6-like. Gene Ontology annotation, molecular function: lysozyme activity. Bases 217 to 705 code for a protein of 162 amino acids. The transcript has 4 exons. The record is from RefSeq and is a predicted model, not a curated record. NCBI's taxonomy places the organism in Eukaryota, Metazoa, Arthropoda, Insecta, Coleoptera, Coccinellidae.